GUGUACGAUGUACGCCUGUGUUAUUGGCAAAUUAUCCAUAUUGAAGACCAACGGUUUAACCGCUAGAUGAUAACAUCAAAAUUUGUGUUAUUUACCCUACAUAUCGAGGCAUAUUUUGUGCCAAUUCAUGUGCCUAAAUGCUUGAACUUCGUCAAAUACAUCCCUAUUGGGUUUCUAUUUGAUUCCGAUGUAAUUUUAGGGUGUAUUAGUCGAUAUGCGAGAAUUAGAUAGAAAAGAAGGUCACAAGUGUAGAGAAGGGGCAGGAAUUGAAAAUCCUGGUCUAGAAGCAGAAGAUCACGACCGGGAUCACAAGCCGCGAAGUCCAGCUGAAGAUCGCGGCACCGAAGCUAUAGAUCGCGACCGCGAUCUUGGAGGCUCGGGACGCGAACUUCACGAGGAAGGAGCCUUGGAGAAACAGAGAGUCUCCACAGUCAAGUUACAACCAACAUUCAUCUUGUCCACUAGGAAGAUCGCGACCACGACUAGUGGAUCGCCACCGCUAAGUCAGCCCGCUAUCCUCCUCUUCCCAAAAGCCUCGACGAUUGCAUUUUGAGAUCACGACCAAGAGAAUAAAGAUCCCGCCCGCGAUCUCCUUACCUCAGGCACUAAAAUUUUUCGAAUCCAGAAUGCUUAUAAAUACAAGACCCCUUUCCCAUUUUGAAGAGAGCUUAUUUUGAGAGAAACUUUAUGGUAUUAGAGAGAGAAAAGAGAGAGAAGAUGAAGGAAGGAGAAGGAGGAGGAGCUAGGAGCAAGGAGGCAUCUUAUUCAACCCCAAGUCUUCUUCUAUUUCUACCAGGUAUCUUCUUUCCUCCUUUAUCGAAUAGUCCUCUAAGGUACUAGAGGUUCUAAACCCCAAAGCCUAGUUUUAGGGUUUACUAUGUAUGUAUGGAUAUUUUAGGGUUUGAAUGAAUGAAUGUGUUUGUC
Molecule: messenger RNA, 924 nt
Organism: Linum trigynum
Lineage: Eukaryota; Viridiplantae; Streptophyta; Magnoliopsida; Malpighiales; Linaceae
Source: the annotation of a GenBank genome assembly